UCCCGCCGUCGAUUUUUCUUAAUGCACACUUUAAGAUAGCGCGUAGAUACUUUUCUGCUUUGCAAAACAUUCCAGCUCGAUAAACAUCUAGUAUAAUUAUUGGGUGUUUGCAACAGACCUGAAAUAAUUUUGAAAAAUGUAAUUACAUUUUUUAAAAUGAGGAAUUUGUGAAGCUUUCUUCGCCCAAGCAGAUGCACUAUAAAAUCGCGUUCCCUUCAGAAGCGGCGCCUGUCAGCGUGUUUACUCGCGCUCCGGAGUUUAGGAUAUAAAUACCGACUCGGACUUCAGUGCGCGUGCUGCAAGAGAAUGAGCUUUCAGCGUUUUGAUGAAGUAGAGAAGUAUCUUCGAUUUGGGACAUACAGCAAACAUGAUAAAACUUCAAAAGGUGUAAUAAGAAGAAGCAGUAAAAAAUUUCGAUAUGGAGAUGGUGCACUUUGGUACAUAGACGGCAAGCGCCAGCGUAAGGUGCUCCGCAACGAAGACCAAGUGAGAGCAGUGCUGGUGGAGCAUCACAACAACCGCAAGCACGCCGGACGCUCUCGGUGCCUGAAGGCCGUCUCAGAUCUGUAUUAUUGGCGCUCAAUAACCAAAGACAUCGGUGACUGGAUAGACAAUUGUAAGGAUUGCUCGCAUCCGUCCAAUCCGGUCACGUGCUCACAGUGCAUCGUCCCAGGGUGCGAGAGCUCUGGACUGGCUGAUAAUAAAGAAUGCAUCACCUUUCACAAGUUCCCUUUCAGUGAUGCAGACAGGCUAAGCCGCUGGAUUAAGUUCUGUCAGAGAGACCGCUGGUCUCUGCACAGCAGGUCAGCUAUCUGCUCCAGACACUUCGCCGAGGAUUGCUUCGACCGAAGCAGAGAUGUUGUCUGCCUUAAACCUGAUGCCGUGCCCACCAUUGAAACAUUCGUGUUUCCACAGGAGUGCAACAAUGAAUCCUGGGAUGCCCUCGGCAUGGAAUCCAGGGAUGAUGAGAAUCACUCUGUGGAUGAAGAAGGGGUCCAUGUGGAGCAUCCUUAUUCCAAAAAUUCCUCCAUGCAGACCAGCGCGAAGACGAACGAAGUGAAGAGUCAAGUCAGUCUUCUGAGCUCCAAGUCCGAACCUUAUUUCAGGAGAUAUGACGCGUUGGAGAAGUACCUGCGCACGGGAGUGUAUAGCAGUACACCGUACUGCACUAGGUACAUGGUCAGAAGGUGUGCCAAACGCUUUUGUCUUCAAGAUGGGAUCCUGUACUAUCGCCAUGGCUCCAAACGCAGAAAAGUUCUCCGGAACAGAGAGGAGGUCGUCGAGGUGCUUAAGGAUCACCAUGACAAACGAGGACACUUCGGUAUGAGCAGAUGUCUGAGCUCCAUAUCUGAGCUUUAUUACUGGGGCACUAUGACCAGGGACAUAGAGGAGUGGAUCGGUAACUGCCAGUUCUGCAUGAAGAUGGAUGAAUCAACCCAAAAAUAUCGGUGUUCCGUUUAUAGCUGCAAUAACUACAAUGGACCUUUGGAGAGGACACUGGGUCUGACGUUUCAUCGGUUUCCAUUUGAUGAUCCUGAGCGUCUUAACCAGUGGAUCAGAAGCCUGCGCAGGAUGAAUUGGCGCCCCCGGCCCCGGUCUGUCGUGUGUUCCACUCACUUCACAGAGGACUGCUUUGAGCAUUCAGGAGGCUCUGUUCAUCUCAAGCCUCACGCAGUCCCCACCCUACUCCUCUGCACCUCACAGGAUAAGGAAGACACUUCUCAAGGUAUGGCUGACGGGAGCGGUUCUUCAGAGGCAGCGGAUGGCUCAAGUACCCAGCAUGCUUUUUUCUCAAAAUAUGAUGCAGUAGAGAAAUAUUUGAAAGGUAAAGGCUAUCCACCCGGCCUCACCUCUGUGGAGAAAAACACCUUCAGGAGACUCUGCUCAAGAUUUGCUAUCCAUGAUGGCUUCCUUUUCUACUUGUCUGGCAGAGGCACACAGAAGCAUGGGAGGCGCAGAGUGGUGAGGAGUAGAGAAGAGGUACACUCAACCCUCACCAUUUAUCACAACGACACGAACCACCUGGAGCUGGAGAAGUGUUUGAAGCUCAUUUCUCAACACUUCUUCUGGGGCUCGAUGAGGGCAGACGUGGCUCUGUGGAUUCAGCGCUGCCCCCAGUGUUCGAGCUCUGCGGAAGAUCAUAGUGGGGAGUCCUGUGUCAGUCCUGAGCCUUUAGAGAACAUGCUGGAUCAGGACAGUCCAGCACAGAUAAAUGGGGUUGUGCCGGCUGAAAAUGACCUUCACCUGUCAGUCACGGAGUUGGCGAUCCCGCAGUGUUUGAUCAUCACUACGCCUGAGAUCCUCACUCCAACUCAACCUCACAGCACUGUCGCUGCCCGCGAGGGAAGAGUUCUCGGACUGCCUGACUCAGUAGCAAGUGCCAUUGGUUCUUGUCAGCUGCUAGAGGCUUCAGCAGUGGAGCAGAGAAACAGCGGCUUGAGUGCCAGGACUGUGGUUCAGCAGUGCGCGCAUGCCUUACUGCAGGUCAAGCCCCAGACCGCCGACGCAGACUCUGAAUGGGUCGAGGUUCGUGAUGGGAUUGUCAUCUAUGUGUGCUUUUAUAAAGGUGCUACUGACAAAAUCCUCCCCAAAAUGGUAAACACCUUGCUCAACGCAGCGUUCUUUCCCAUGAGUACGGGCAGACACGUGUCUGUCAUGGAGCGUCCAGGGAGUGUGAUGAUCAUUCCCCAGGACACCAUGACCGGUGUAGUUAAAGGCAGCAGAGUGCAGCACCACAAUGUCAUUGAAAGCUGGAAAGGACUUUACCUCUACGAACAGUUCGUCACUCAGUGUGAGAAAGUGGUGGCUGCAUCAACAAAGUGCACCAAGGCUGGCGUGGUCGUCAGGCACGGAGUUUAUGGAAACAUGCAAACUUUAUAUCUCAACAGCAACGCACCCCUUACUCACGUUCUAGAGUUUUAAUCAGGGGGUCACUUUUCAAGUUCCUGUUCAAGUUCUCUGUUUAAACCUUUCUUUUACCAUGUUCAUAAAGAGUUUUGAUAAGACUUAGAGUUUUAUUUAUUUUCUACUGAUUAUUUACAAAUGUUUAACAGAGAGUACAGUAUAUUUUGGGAUGUUUACAAAACCUUGGAAAAUAAAUCUUUGUUGAAU
This is a messenger RNA of Clarias gariepinus (North African catfish), 3111 nucleotides long. RefSeq lists its product as uncharacterized. Gene Ontology annotation, molecular function: D-aminoacyl-tRNA deacylase activity; sequence-specific DNA binding. Bases 307 to 2922 code for a protein of 871 amino acids. The record is from RefSeq and is a predicted model, not a curated record. Gene Ontology annotation, cellular component: cytoplasm. The transcript has 13 exons. NCBI's taxonomy places the organism in Eukaryota, Metazoa, Chordata, Actinopteri, Siluriformes, Clariidae.